AUGGUGAAAUUCGCCGAAGAUACAGGUUUUAAAUUACUAACUUCGACACCAUACUAUGCACAGGCAAAUGGUCAAGUUGAAGCAACAAAUAAAAACACCAUUGCUAUUAUUAAACGAAAAAUAAAAGCAAAGCCCAAGAACUGGCCUGAAAUAUUAGGCGAAGCUUUAUGGGCAUGUCGAACGUCUCCCAAAGAAUCGAUAAACACUACACCGUUUAGGUUAACAUUUGGUCAUGAUACUGUACUACCAGUAGAAAUUCUGUUGCAAUCAGUCAGAAUUCAAAGGCAAUGCAAAAUACCAUUUAAUCAUUAUUGGGACAUGGUCAUAGACGAAUUGACCGAUCUCGAUGAAGAAAGAUUAACAGCAUUAGAAGUCCUUGCAAGACAAAAAGAAAAGGUAGCAAAAGCAUAUAAUAAAAAAGUAAAAUCGAAGUUUUUUGCCCAAGGUGAUUUGGUAUGGAAAGUGAUCUUACCAAUGGACAAAAAAGAUAGAGCUUUGGGAAAAUGGUCACCCGGAUGGGAAGGACCAUGGCAAAUAUUAAGGGUCUUUUCGAAUAAUGCUUAUGAGAUCGAGGAAUUGAACGACGAUCGAAGGAUUCUACGAAUAAAUGGAAAGUACUUGAAAAAGUAUAAACCAACAUUGCAGGAAAUUAGAAUCAUACAAGAGUAA
Molecule: messenger RNA, 669 nt
Organism: Medicago truncatula (barrel medic)
Lineage: Eukaryota; Viridiplantae; Streptophyta; Magnoliopsida; Fabales; Fabaceae
Exons: 1
Coding region: 1-669 (222 amino acids)
Molecular function (GO): nucleic acid binding
Source: RefSeq, a predicted model, not a curated record